CUUCGGGAAAGGCGCAGGAAAACCGAGGCCAUCCCACACUCCCGCCCGGCGCCGCACUCAAUCCCAACCGCAAUCACACAUCACAGGCUCAUUCCGAGUCCUGGGCAACUUCCCUGAACCAACCCCGGACUUUUCGCCGCACCCCUCCCCAAGCUCCGACGUCACAUCCGAAACUUCCGCGCAGAUAAAGGUGACGGCAAGGAACAGACGCCCUGCCGAGCUUCUCUUCACCAGCGCCACCAUCGCGAGUCGCCAUAUCCAUCUGACUUCCGACUGUCUGGCGCGCGCUCGCCAAGAAUGCGAGCGUAGCCUCUGUCGCUAUGGCGUCACUGGCCUCUGGCUCUGCUGCAUCCAGCCUGGGCGCUCCAACCGACCAUGGCCCCGCGCCUCCGACGCUCGCCAGGGUUCCCCCCAGGGCCGCCCCUGCGACCAUGUCCCAAGGCGUUCCUCCCUCGCUUUCCGCUGGGGACGACCCAGGUGAAAUAACUGCCGUCCAGAAGAUGAUGUCUGCGAUAUCAGGCAGUCUAUUGACUGGCCUUCUCGUGACACCCCUCGACGUGGUGCGCGUGCGACUACAGUCGCAGAAUGUCCUGAAGCCCGCCCUGGAACCCUACAGACUACCCCAGGGGAACCCUAGCCCAUUUCGACCCUCAAACCUAGGCGUUACAGCAUGCUGCCGCGAAGUCUUCUUUAUGAACAACAACGCCGAGGCUUGCAUCGCGGGGCCCCGGCUCCAGGGUGCCCCCACUCCGGGGUCGGACGGGGUCGCUGCGGCAUGCGCCGUCGAGCAGGCUCAACAAAGGACGUACACUUCGACAAUGGAUGGCCUGAGGAAAAUCGCACGGAACGAAGGCGUGACUACACUGUGGCGCGGCCUUUCACCUACGCUUCUCAUGGCAGUGCCAGGCAAUAUUAUAUACUUCACCGGAUACGAGUGGCUACGAUAUAACCGAGAAAGCCCCAUAUACAAGACUGUCAAGGAGGACUAUGCCCCGCUGGCAGCUGGAUCCGUGGCCAGGAUACUAGCGGCGGCAGCUGUCAGUCCUAUCGAACUCUUUCGGACGCGGCUGCAGGCCUCGCAUGGCUCGUCAGCGGCAGGCCAUGUCGCCGACACCUUCCGCGGCAUCCGAGAAAUGGUUGGAAGCCAGGGCUACCGCUCCCUAUGGCGCGGGCUGACGCUGACUCUCUGGAGAGACGUGCCGUUCUCUGGCAUGUAUUGGUGGGGUUACGAGGCCAUCCGUGGGGGCCUCACCGACGCGCGGGAACGGCAUAGGGGCCGCAGUCGUGAACCAGACGAGUCGCGCGGACGGGCCAGGCGGAGGUCACAAAGCCGCGAGAACCAUACCGACACCUUCGUGGACAGCUUCACGGCCGGGGCGCUGUCUGGCGCACUCGCAUCGGUAGCAACGACCCCGUUCGACGUUGGCAAGACGCGGACACAGGUCUACCAGAGCGCGGCCGGUGGAGCAUCCGCAAUCGCAGCCAAGUCGGUAGCCGCGGCGGCCGUGGCUCCUGAGGAACGGACUAUGGUGCAGCUGUUAUGGCACAUAUUCAGGGCCGAGGGCGUCCCCGGCCUUUUCAAGGGCUGGAUUCCACGGACGCUCAAGGUGGCUCCCGCAUGUGCCAUCAUGAUAAGCAGCUACGAGGUGGGCAAGAGGACAUUCCGGAGCAUGAAUGAGCGUGCUCUGCUCCACAACGUGGGCUCCGAUAUACAACGGUAAGCUGCGACCGCCAGCCGUUUAGGGUGCGUCAUUGCCUACCCAUGUACUUUUUCUUGGUUUGCAUGUUUUCUUGGGGCGUUGGGAGAAUUUGGGGCAGCUUACCGUGUUGGUACGUAGGGAGGCCGGCGUUUGGUGCGCGUGUAUACCAUCUCCCAUUCGUGCCCGCGGGUACUUAAUUUUAACAUCCGGCGUUUGUAGAUGGCCUGACUCCAUUCACUCCCAUGUAUGAACGAGCAAAAACAGUCUGUUGAGAAUGUUGGCAGGCAUGUAUUACGAUAAUUUCAAAGCAAACAUGCUCCCAUGUCCUGUUGUUUCCUGGCGAAGCCAGAGUUCCAGGCUAGUCGGGUGUAAGCUACACUCGAUUGGAUGGCGCGGGUUGCACGGUCUGCAAGGGCUGGCUUGGCUGACAGUACGGAGAUAGGAGGCGAAAAAAAUCGCCAUUUUCGAGGUAGCGCGAAGAGCACCCUAUGUUCAGCCCCUACCAAAUAAGGCCUAGCCUACAUUUCCUUUUCAACAUCAAUCGCGGCACCAAUCCGAACCCG
This is a messenger RNA of Gaeumannomyces tritici R3-111a-1, 2263 nucleotides long. RefSeq names its product solute carrier family 25 member 40. NCBI's taxonomy places the organism in Eukaryota, Fungi, Ascomycota, Sordariomycetes, Magnaporthales, Magnaporthaceae. The record is from RefSeq and is a predicted model, not a curated record. The transcript is spliced from 2 exons. Bases 321 to 1721 code for a protein of 466 amino acids. Gene Ontology annotation, biological process: mitochondrial transmembrane transport.